AUGGCUGGAGUGGCUGCCAUCAGAGAGAAGACCUCGUUAUCAGAGGAGACUCUCGAUCACGAGAGUGCAGGCAGAUGGACGAGUGCGCUCACCUGCCACACACAAGCACUGAUUACGGAGAACGAUAGUCUGACUCAUACACUCGGCUUACUGAAGUGUCAUAUCAAUCUGUCACACUAUGACACUGUGCUGGUGCAUAUCGGCGCCACAGCUAAG
This is a messenger RNA of Sphaeroforma arctica JP610, 216 nucleotides long. RefSeq lists its product as hypothetical. The annotation marks the transcript as partial. Lineage: Eukaryota; Ichthyosporea; Ichthyophonida. The transcript has a single exon. The record is from RefSeq and is a predicted model, not a curated record.